Messenger RNA from Capsicum annuum, 1232 nucleotides. RefSeq lists its product as uncharacterized. The record is from RefSeq and is a predicted model, not a curated record. The transcript has 4 exons. The coding region runs from base 195 to 902 and encodes 235 amino acids. Lineage: Eukaryota; Viridiplantae; Streptophyta; Magnoliopsida; Solanales; Solanaceae.
AAAUAUUUUCCAUCAUACCAAACACACCCUGAGUUAAUUCAAGAGCCAAAUAUAACAUCGGACCCCACUGGACCGUCGGCUUGAGAACCGAAUAGCAAGUCCGGUUUAAUCCCGGUUCAUUUUUCAAAAGAAAUUUAGUCCGUGCCGCCGUCACGCCGCCGGCUUCUGGCUUCUCUUUUGAUCGGUGAAAUGUGAUGUUUAGCGGUAGAAGAAUUUUGGUCCGUCUUUCCAGACGAUCUACAAUCCGAACACUUUGCAGUAACCACAAGGCAAUUACCAGCUGUAGCAACAACGGCAAGGUUAGUAGUAAUAGUAACAAGGAAGUUGAAAACGCCGUAGCUUUAAGUCGGAAGGAUGCGUACAAGCAACUGGAGACCCUUGACUUUAUGACUGCUGCCAAAAUGCUUUUUACGGAGCCACCGAAGAAGAAGAAAUUCGGGCUUGAUUUUCAUCUGGUACAGUUCUUCUCUGCUUGCUUGCCUUCACUGGCUGUUUAUUUGGUGGCUCAGUAUGCUCGUUAUGAAAUCAGAAGAAUGGAGGCGGAAGCUGAAUUGAAAAAGAAAGCUGAUGAAGAUGCAAAAGCAAAAGAGCUGGAAUUGAUGGCUGAGCAGGAAAAACAAGAAGCGACUGAUCCACAACUUUCCGAGGUGAAAGCUAGACUGGAUAAGUUGGAGGAGACCUUGAAAGAAAUUAUGGUUGAGACCAAAAAACAAUCAGACAAUGUUGCAGAUAGACCAAUCGACAAAGCUAGCAAGAAAGAACCUGCAACAACCAAGCCAGGGUCUCUUAACACUCAGGACAAGGCAAAUCCCUCCAGUGAAGGGAAGACUCAAGCAAAAUCAUCUUUGCCUGAUCAAAAGCAGAUAAAAAGUGAUGGUUCCUCACCUGACGUGAACAAAUGAUACCAGUAGCAUAUAUUAUUUCGCGCAGUCAAGCCUUUUGAAGAGUACAAGUGCAUAGUUUUGCAGAAUAGGAAAAGCCACUGCUUUGAAGAGCUGACGCUUCAUUAUUAAUAUAUUUCAAAUCGAUGCGUAUCAGAAGAUAAAUUGGGAGAUCUAACAUUUGUAGGAAUGCUUGCUGCCAUGUUCUUGCAGGUUUCCUAAGCUGAAAAGCUAAUUUUGGAGCAUCAGACGUUUGGCAGUAGCAUUUUGUUAUUGAUAAAUGGUUAGCCAAAUCAAAAGGCUCCUGAGUAAUUUUGCUUGCCAAAUACGCGCCUGAGUAAAAUUUGUCUU